Messenger RNA from Lontra canadensis (Northern American river otter), 2064 nucleotides. RefSeq names its product ras homolog family member T2 (gene RHOT2). Gene Ontology annotation, cellular component: mitochondrial outer membrane. The transcript is spliced from 19 exons. The record is from RefSeq and is a predicted model, not a curated record. Gene Ontology annotation, biological process: mitochondrion transport along microtubule; small GTPase-mediated signal transduction; mitochondrion organization. The coding region runs from base 28 to 1890 and encodes 620 amino acids. Gene Ontology annotation, molecular function: GTPase activity; GTP binding; calcium ion binding. NCBI's taxonomy places the organism in Eukaryota, Metazoa, Chordata, Mammalia, Carnivora, Mustelidae.
GUCGAGGUCGGGGCCCGUGCAGCCGCAAUGAAGCGGGACGUGCGCAUCUUGCUCCUGGGCGAGGCCCAGGUGGGAAAGACGUCGCUGAUCCUGUCGCUCGUGGGCGAGGAGUUCCCCGCGGAGGUCCCUCCCCGCGCCGAGGAGAUCACCAUCCCCGCAGACGUCACCCCGGAGAGGGUGCCCACGCACAUCGUGGACUACUCAGAAGCCGAGCAGACGCCAGAGGAGCUCCGGGACGAGAUUCACAAGGCAGACGUGGUGUGUAUGGUGUACGACGUGUCUGAGGAGGCCACCAUUGAGAAGAUCCGAACCAAGUGGAUCCCACUGGUGAAUGGGGAGACUGAUAAGGGCUCCAGGGUCCCCAUCAUCCUGGUGGGCAACAAGUCGGACCUGCGGCCGGGGAGCUCGAUGGGGGCUGUGCUGCCCGUCAUGAACCAGUUCCCUGAGAUCGAGACAUGCGUGCAGUGCUCUGCCAAGAACCUGAGGAACAUCUCGGAGCUGUUCUACUACGCGCAGAAGGCUGUGCUGCACCCCACAGCCCCGCUCUACGACCCCGAGGCCAAGCAGCUGAGGCCCGCGUGUGUCCGAGCCCUCACGCGUAUCUUCAGACUCUCGGACCAGGAUCUGGACCAGGCGCUCAGUGACGAGGAGCUCAACGCCUUCCAGAAAUCCUGCUUUGGGCACCCGCUGGCCCCUCAGGCCCUGGAGGACGUGAAGACAGUGGUGUGCAAGAACGUGGCCGGAGGCGUGCGGGAUGACCGGCUGACCCUGGACGGCUUUCUGUUCUUGAACACGCUGUUCAUCCAGCGGGGCCGUCACGAGACCACGUGGACCAUCCUACGACGCUUUGGCUAUGGGGACACGCUGGCGCUGACCCCGGGCUACCUUGUCCCGCCGCUCCACGUGCCCCCCGGCUGCAGCACCGAGCUCAAUCACUUCGGGUACCAGUUCGUGCAGAGGGUGUUUGAGAGGCACGACCGGGACCGCGAUGGCUGCCUCUCGCCUGCAGAGCUGGACGGCUUCUUCAGCGUGUUCCCCGCUGCCCCGUGGGGCCCCCAGCUGCCUCUCGAGGUCUGCACUGAGGCGGGCCGGCUGUCUUUGCAUGGGUACCUCUGCCAGUGGACCCUGGUGACCUACGUGGAUGUCCGGCGCUGUCUCGAGCACCUUGGCUACUUGGGCUACCCCACGCUCUGCGAGCAGGACUCGCAGGCCCACGCCAUCUCAGUCACUCGUGAGAAGAGGCUGGACCAGGAGAAGGGGCAGACGCAGAGGAACGUUCUCUUGUGCAAGGUGGUGGGGGCCCGCGGAGUGGGCAAGUCCGCAUUCCUGCAGGCCUUUCUCGGCCGCAGCCUGGGGGACACCAGGGAGCCCGCGGAGGGACGAGCCAUCUAUGCCAUCAACACGGUGCAGGUCAACGGGCAGGAGAAGUACCUGAUACUGUGCGAGGUGAGUGCGGACAGCCUGCUGGCCACUGCGCCUGAUGCCACCUGUGACGUGGCCUGCUUGGUGUUCGACGGCAGCGACCCUGGGUCCUUUGCGCUAUGCGCCAAUGUCUACAAGCGCCACUACAUGGAUGGGCAGACCCCCUGCCUCUUUGUCUCCUCUAAGGCAGACCUGCCCGAAGGCAUCUCGCCACCCGGCCUGUCGCCUGCGGAGUUCUGCCGCAGACACCGGCUGCCCGCCCCUGCCCUGUUCUCAUGUGUGGGUCCAGCCAAGCCCAGCACUGCUGUGUUCACCCGGCUCGCCACCAUGGCUGCUUUCCCACACCUGGCCCACGGGGAGCUGCACACCACCUCCUUCUGGCUGCGGGUGACACUGGGGGCCAUUGGGGCUGCUGUCACUGCUGUCCUCAGCUUCUCACUCUACAGGGCCCUGGUGAAGAGCCGGUGAGGCCACCAGGGUACUGGUGUGGGGGCCACCUGCUCGCGGGGUCUUCCUUCUGUGUCACCUGGGCUUCUGGGGACACUGCCCACUGGCCUGCCUGAGCCCCAAGGACAGCCCCCCCAGUCCUGGCAGCCUGUGUCCCUACCCAGCUGCAGAUGCCAGGCAUCACCCGGUUGGGGU